Molecule: messenger RNA, 1563 nt
Organism: Myotis myotis
Lineage: Eukaryota; Metazoa; Chordata; Mammalia; Chiroptera; Vespertilionidae
Product: high mobility group protein B3-like
Biological process (GO): regulation of transcription by RNA polymerase II
Molecular function (GO): DNA binding, bending
Source: RefSeq, a predicted model, not a curated record
CAUAUUGAGUGAACACACAAAUUACUAUAUCAAGAAUUUUAAGGGCGCUGCCCAGACUAGCGAACAAUACAGUCAGGAUGGCUAAAGGUGAUCCCAAGAAGCCAAAGGGCAAGAUAUCUGCAUAUGCCUUCUUUGUGCAGACAUGCAGAGAGGAACAUAAGAAGAAAAACCCAGAAGUUCCAGUCAAUUUUGCAGAGUUUUCUAAGAAGUGCUCUGAAAAGUGGAAGACCAUGUCGGCAAAAGAGAAAUCUAAAUUUGAUGAGAUGGCAAAGGCAGAUAAAGUACGCUAUGAUCGGGAAAUGAAGGAUUAUGGACCAGCUAAGGGAGGCAAGAAGAAGAAGGACCCAAAUGCCCCCAAAAGGCCACCGUCUGCAUUUUUCCUUUUCUGCUCGGAAUUCCGCCCCAAAGUUAAAUCUACAAACCCUGGAAUUUCUAUUGGAGAUGUGGCAAAGAAGCUUGGCGAGAUGUGGAAUAACUUAAGGGACAGUGAAAAGCAGCCUUACAACAAUAAGGCUGCAAAACUGAAGGAGAAGUAUGAGAAGGAUGUUGCCGACUAUAAGUCUAAAGGCAAGUUUGAUGGCAAGGGUCCCGCUAAAGUUGCCCGGAAAAAGGUGGAAGAAGAAGAUGAAGAGGAGGAGGAGGAAGAGGAGGAGGAAGAAGAAGAGGAGGAGGAGGAGGAGGAUGAAUAAAAAAACUGUUUAUCUGUCUCCUUGUGAAUACCUUAGUGUAGGGGAGCGCCGUAAUUGACACAGCUCUGAUUUGAGAGGUGUCUGUUGCCCUCAUUAGGAUUAAUUACACAAUUGGGUCAUGAUCAUAUGUAGUCUCUCAAAGUGCUCUAGAAAUUGUCAGUGGUUUACAUGAAGUGGCCAUGGGUGUCCAGAGCACCCAGAAACUGUAUCAAAGUUGUACAUAUUUCCAAACAUUUUUAAAAUGAAAAGGCUCUCGUGUUCUCCUCACUCUGUGCACUUUGCUGUUGGUGUGACAAGGCAUUUAAAGAUGUUUCUGGCAUUUUCUUUCUCUUUUUUUAAUCUGUAAGGUAGUGUUACCUAUUUGGUUAUUGGCUAGAAAUCCUGAGUUCUCAACUGUACAUAUCGAUAGUUUCUAAAAAGAACAAACAACCAAGACAAGCUCUUGAUGCUCUUUGCUUGGCGUUGAGGCUGUGAGGAAGAUGCCUUUUGGAGGGGCUGUAGCUCAGGGCAUGCACUGUGAGGCUGGACCUGUGGACACUGCAGUGGGCAUCCAUUUAGCUUCAGGUUGUCUUGUUUCUGUAUAUAGUGACAUAGCAUCCCGCCAUUCUUAGCUGUGGGAAAAGGUGGGUCAGGUGGCAUGAGAAGUAUUUGGAUCUUUUUUUUUUUUUUUUAGUUGUGUGGUAGUUUUAAACUUUGUUUUAAAACAAACUACAACUCUUCAUUGUCAACGAAGUGAAGAGUCACUGCAUCAAUGAAAGUUCAAGAACCUUCUGUACUAAACACGAUUUGCAACGUUUUGUUAAUUUUUGUAUGUUUAGAAUGCUGAAAUGUUUUUGAAGUUAAAUAAAAACAGUAUUACAUUAAAAAAAAAGAA